AUGAGUUACAGCACGCCCUCUGAACACGAUUUGUACCGCAGCACCACUACCACCUCCGAGCCAGACCCAGGGUCAACCAUGGACAAGGCUCUACCAGAAACUGCUACCGUAAGCCCUGAAACCACCAGCUUUAACAGCACCAAAAUUCCAGACAUGGUCAGCAGUGGGCCCGGCCUGAGCACAAUGCUCCUCUCAUUUGGAAUCAUUACUAUGAUUGGGUUGGCUGUAGCAAUGGUUCUCUAUAUCAGGAAGAGGAAGAGGUUAGAGAAGCUGCGGCACCAGCUCAUGCCCAUGUACAAUUUCGACCCCACGGAAGAACAGGACGAGCUGGAACAAGAGCUGCUGGAGCAUGGAAGAGAUGCUGCAUCUUCCCAGGCCACCCAGAGCAAGAUCCUCCUGACAAGCCAGGGAACUGUCCAGAGACCCAGCCGUCUUGUGUUCACAGAUGUCGCUAACGCUAUCAAUGCAUGA
This is a messenger RNA of Emys orbicularis (European pond turtle), 471 nucleotides long. RefSeq names its product chromosome 7 C3orf18 homolog (gene C7H3orf18). Bases 1 to 471 code for a protein of 156 amino acids. The transcript has 4 exons. Lineage: Eukaryota; Metazoa; Chordata; Testudines; Emydidae. The record is from RefSeq and is a predicted model, not a curated record.